Messenger RNA from Ilex paraguariensis (yerba mate), 3640 nucleotides. The record is from the annotation of a GenBank genome assembly. NCBI's taxonomy places the organism in Eukaryota, Viridiplantae, Streptophyta, Magnoliopsida, Aquifoliales, Aquifoliaceae.
AUUUUUCAGCAGUUUGAAAGUUCCAGUUUUCUUGCUAAUGUUAGAGAAGCUUCUGAACAGCUAAAUGGUCUUGUUCAUUUACAAGAGCAACUUCUUUGUGAAAUUCUAAAGAAGAAGGAUAUUAAGAUUAGCAAUAUUGAUAGAGGAAUCAAUUGGGUGAAAGAAAGAUUGUGUUCUAAAAGAAUUCUUAUCGUUCUUGAUGAUGUGGAUCAAAUUAGCCAGUUAAAUUCAUUUGCAGGGAACCGUGAUUGGUUUGGUUCAGGAAGUAGAAUCAUUAUCACAACAAGAGACAAGCAUUUGUUGAAUGAAGUUAAAGCAGAUGAAAAAUACGAAGUUAAGGAAUUGAACUGCAACGAGUCUCUAAACCUCUUCAGUUUGCAUGCCUUUGGACAAACCACGCCAUUAGACGAUUAUCUGGAGCUUUCACAGAGCAUAAUAAGGGAACAGAAGUAGUUGAAGGUAUUGUUCUAGUCCGUCCAUUUUUAGAGGAUGUAAAUCUAAGGACUGAAGCAUUUGUAAGGAUGAAGAAAUUGAGACUGCUUCAAAUUAAUUGCGUGCAUCUUGCUGGAAGCUUUGAACAUAUAUUUGGAGAUUUAAGGUGGCUUUGCUGGCAUUAUUGCCCUUUGAAAUAUUUACCAUCCAAUUUUCAUCUAGAAAAUCUUGUUGCUCUAGACAUGCAACAUAGUAAUAUCAAACAACUUGGGUCAAGUAUCAAGAGUUUGAAAAAUCUGAAAGUCCUCAAUCUUAGUCACUCUAAGUUCCUCACAAAAACCCCCGACUUCACCGGGGUAUCAAGGCUGGAGACAUUAUUGUUUGAAAACUGUUCAACUUUGUUCGAGGUUCACCCAUCAAUUGGACUUUUGGAUAGACUGACUUUUUUUAGUUUGAAAGAUUGCGAGAACGUUUGUGAUCUUCCGAGUAGCAUUUGCAAGUUAAGAUCACUUGGACAUCUAAAUAUCACUGGCUGCUCAAAUCUGAAGGAAUUGCCUGAGCAUUUGGGGAAUAUGCAAUGCCUCACGGAGCUUCUUGCAGAUGGAACUGCUAUUAUACAAUUGCCCUUUUCAUGCGGACUUCUGAAGAACCUUACUACCUUAUCUCUACGAGGGUGUAACCAAAAUUUACCAUCCAAAUCUUGGUUUUCUCUCAUUUCAUCUUGGGUAUCACCAAGAAGACAUCCUGAUUCCAUCAGAUUUCUACCACCUUCUAUUUCAUGUUUGUGUUUCUUAAGAAAACUAAAUGUGAGUGACUGCAAUUUGUAUGAAGGAGAUAUUCCAGCUGAUCUCGGAAGUUUAUGCUCACUGGAAAUAUUGGAUUUAAAACAGAAUAACUUCCGUGGCCUACCAUUCAGCCUUUGUCACCUAUCCAAGCUACACUAUCUCGGUUUAGGUGGCUGCAAGAGUCUUCAAUUACUCACAGAGCUUCCUCCAAAUCUACGGUCACUAUAUGCUGAUAAUUGCACAUCAAUGGAGAAGCUACCAAAUCUAUCAAACUACAAAAGAUUGGUAUCCUUGGUUCUUUCUGAUUGCCGUAGAUUAUUUGAGAUUGAGGGACUGAAGGACCUUAAUUCUUUGCGAAUGAUUUGCCUGGAUAGCUGCACCAAUCUGGCAAAUGCUUUCAAGGAUAGUUUUUUUAAGGGAUAUUCUGAACAUAAUGGCCCCGAGAUUUUCCUUCCAAGUGGGGAGAUUCCUGAUUGGUUUAGCUAUCGAAUGAUGGGAUCUUCAAUAUUUUUCGAUAUGCCAUUAGAUGUGGAGCAUAAGUUCUUUGGGAUGACUCUUUGGGCUGUUUUUGCAGCCAGAGAAGAAGGUAAAUUCACCGCUGCCCCUUAUGCUAUCAUCUACGACAAAACCAAUGGUGGCGAAUGGACCAAUCUGCCGAACAUUUAUCACGUUCGAAUAACCAGGCAAGAGAAUUCUAGGGUGAGCUAUGUACCGAAAAGUUAUUUGAAAUACCCAAUAAAAGGUGGGGAAAGAAUUGAGGUUUGCUUCAAAACAUGCUUAUUUCUAGAGGUGAAGAAGUGUGGUGUUCAUCUAAUAUACAAUCCAGAUAUUCAAGAACAUAAUGAGGGACAAUCGUUAUACACCGACGAGGACGUUGGCACACAUGAAUUUCUUGGUUACGUAAAUGGUAAGAGAAGCCGUAACAUUGAUGGAGCUGAAACAAGCAGCAACUUGGAAGACAGAUGCAGUAAAAGGUUGAGGAUGGAGCCUGAUUCAACAUGAAGGCUGCCCAGCCGACACAGUUUGCCCAGAUGUGCCUAUCCGUGUCUUAGGGAAUGAGAGCCUCAAUUUUUGUGUCAUUGUGCGAAUGUGUUUGUAUGUAGGUAAUUCAACUAUGGAUGUUUCUUUGUGUGAAUUACUGUAUAUGGUUAUUGGGGUGCUUAAAUUUUUUUCCCAUGUAUAGUUAGUUGGAAUCUCUCCUCUUUGGUAGCUCAGAUUUGAAAUAUACUAUAAUAAGAAGAAGUACAUAAAAAUUAAGUACAUGACUUUAGCCCACCAGCCUUAUGUUUUCAGGAAUUGUUUGGUGCAUGAUUCACCUUCUUUGAAUAUUAAUGGAGCUUCUAUUUUCUGUCUUCUCAAUUUGUGAAACUAAAUCUUUGAUUUGAUACAGUUGUUUCUGUGGUUUUCUAAAUCAAACGAAACAGCAUGAUUUCUUUAUUAUGUCAUUUGGUACACUUAAUGAGUGUUGCUGGUCUCAUUUAUUUUCUCCGCCCGUCACAUAAUAAACAAAGUAGCUAUGCACACAACAAAAUUUUAUUCGAAGAUUAUGUAUACUUGAUCAAAUAGUUGGGAAGAUUUGUGACGUUAUAUUGAAGAAUUUGUUUUAUUUGGAUCAUGGUGAUAUUCUAAAAGAAGGCCCUAGCUGUGUCAUCAAGUAGAUCUCAUGAACCAAAUAGUUUUCCUUGGUUAUCUCUACACUUUCCUAUCUAUGCUUUUGCUGUCAACCGCAUCCCUAUCCUAUGCAGCUAUACCAUCAAUCUCUCUCUCUUGAUCCUUGCUACUUCUAAUUCUUUGGUAUGAAUAGUUCGAUUUAUGUUCAAACUUUACAAUGUGUGUAAUAGUAUAAGGGUAUUUUCAUUAACAUUUUUGAGUAUGUCCCUUUAUUUAUUCUCUUUCGAGGUUCUAAAAUCUUCAAUUUUGUAUUAUUAAACCAAAUAGUAAUUUAUUCCAAUAGUUAUAAAAUUAAUCGUUGUAUUUUAUCUUUUCUUUUGCUCAAUGCGAGGUGUGGGCCCAUCUCUUCAUUCGCAUGAAUUAAUCAUCAAUAAAAUUGUUCCAUUGCAACACAAAAGACCGAUAUUAGUUUGUUGUAACAUGAUAGACAACUUGAAUUUCUAUAUAUUUUGACCAACUUGAAUCACUAAUUAUUGACCCAAAUAGUCGAGCUUUUGCGUUGGCAAAUUUGUAAAUGCCAAAGUGUCUGAUUCGCUAUUGUUUUUCGCAUCGACAAACACAUUUGCACCAGCAAAAUAAUUAUGUCUGCGUCACAAAUUCUUUUCUACCCCUGGUUUGCUAAUGAAAAUAAAAAAAAGUGAAUUCGUGUAGUGAUACUGGCUCUAAAUUUGUGUUUCAGAGUUUUGUCUAUCCAAUAUACUCUCUUUCUAAUAUAUCUAUUUUGCUUGAAGUUCGUCAUGUUGAUAAUACCA